Mycena indigotica is the source of this 1203-nucleotide messenger RNA. Its product is annotated as Cyclin-domain-containing protein. The transcript is spliced from 3 exons. The record is from RefSeq and is a predicted model, not a curated record. The coding region runs from base 271 to 1203 and encodes 310 amino acids. Lineage: Eukaryota; Fungi; Basidiomycota; Agaricomycetes; Agaricales; Mycenaceae.
CAAAGUGGCCACACUAAUAGAAACAGGUUAAAGCCUUAUUACAUUUCCACUUUGAAGGUAUGAGUCUCUUUCAAUUCUACCUUCUUGCUACAUCUUGCAUUGUAAUAUGCCAUAUCUUUCACCUCAAAACUUGAACUUUUCCUUUCUACAUUUUAUAUUUCAAUUUUCUCUCUCUCUCUCUCUCUCUCUCUCAAGUCUGACAUAUUUAUAUUAAUGCUUCCCUUACACCAGCAGGACUUGAAUCUCUCUUUUCGAGCUGUAAACUUGGAUAUGUCAGCUAGCUCUUCACAGCUGGUGAUCACUCAAUCUGUGCCCAAUGGAAAAGUAAUGGCUCCUGCUUCUCUGCCUUCACUGUCAACCUCCUCUAUGGUGAUAUCUGCUUCAGCCCACAUCUCCUAUCCUAUCUCCCCAAUGCAUGCAAGGUCUCGUUCCCGCUCCAGCAGCAUUGAUCUCAUAGGCUAUAAUAUGGGAACUACCAAGGAGACCUGGAUGGCACUCAGUACAGAUGAUGAACUCUUGCUUCUCCCAUCUCCCAGAAAAACUCUUGGGCGGACCACUCAGUUCAGGAAAACUUAUCAGCCACCUGGCCAACGAGCAGAAACACCAAGCGACUUGGGGCAAUCAUUGAAAGAGCUUCUGGAGAUUGAACCAGCUCCAGUGGGUGCAAUUCGAGGUGGUCUGUCUAUAGGUGUGGAUGGAGGAAAUAUAUUCCUGCAAGAAAUACACAAAGCAGCAAAUAGGGACAAACAAGAAGGGUCUAAGGAGGCACUGUGGUUCUCAUAUAUUCGACCACAACGGGCCCCAGCUGCUGAGUAUCUGCAAAGGUUGGAGGCAUGGUUUGGACUUGGAGACCCCCUCCGUGGUGAAGAAUUUAUUGAGAUGGAGGAAGGGAGUGAAUAUGGGGAGAAGGAAGCAGUCGACAUUGUGCAAGCAAUGAAUGAUCAAGCCCGGAGAUGGAUUUCUCAAAUUCAAGUAGUCGCCAAGGGGAAAAGGACCCUUACUCGGGAUGACUUGAAAGCACUUUCAGACUCGUUGCACGAGAUUGCAUACAUGUCAUCAGAUGUCGCAAAGGCAAUCCAGGCUCAACUCCCAAUACUGCGACAGAGUUUAGAACAUCUUGCAAUGGUCGAGAUACCAUCGGACCAGGGCGACUUCAAGAUUGGCAUAUGGGCUAGAAACUUGGUCAAGAAUUGGCCGAAAUAA